GGCGCCCUGUGGUCCACCCGUGUUGUUCGCCAGAUAAUGUGAACGGAGCCAAAAAGAACACUUUUGCAAUCAGGCUUUCAUGACUUCAUUUCAGAGGCGUUAUGGCCGCUGCAGGAAAGCCAGUUAAAAAGGAAAUCAAAAAGUAUAUUCCGGUCAAGACUUCCUUCACUUCGCCAUUCACUGCAAAAUGGGGCCCACUUCCACAAGAAGACAUGCAUUUCAUCCUGAACACGCUGAAGGACAAGCUGGCUUCCAUUGGUCUGGAGAAGAAGGAGGUGAAAGUGUUUCGCACAUGGAGAAAAAAGAAAGACCAAAAACCUGCUGCCACAUCAGAGCUUGUUCCCCAGGUGAGCCAGGAUGGACAGGUCCAGGAUUCUCCUAAAAACGGCUGGACAGAUGUGGCAGCGAGGAGGCAACUGGCCAUCGGCAUCAACGAGGUCACUAAAGCUCUGGAGAGGAACGAGCUCAAACUGUUGCUUGUGUGCAAGUCUGUAAAGCCGCCACACAUGACGGAUCAUCUGAUAGCGCUGAGCGCAACGAGAGGUGUGCCGGCCUGCCAGGUGCCUCGGCUGAGCCAGAGCGUAUCGGAGCCGCUGGGCCUGAAAAGUGUCCUCGCUCUGGGGUUCAGACAGUGCGCCUCCAAAGAAGACGAGGUGUUCGCUGACGCUGUUGAGGCCAUUACACGCCGAGUGCCUUCGGUAGACGUUGCAUGGCUGCAAGGUGCGGCACCCAGAGUAACGCCGGAAGACCGCGCUGACGUGGAGGAGGAGGAAGUCGACGAGAAGAAGGGCCAGAAAAGGAAACUUGAAAGUGAAUCUGAGGAAGUCCCAGAGUCGCCGUCCUCCUGCACUCUGCAACCUCUCAAAGUGAAAAAAAUAGUUUCCAACCCUGCAAAGAACAGAAAGAAGUUGAAGUUAAAGCCAGCCAAAUAAAAGACUGCCAAGAUAUUAAAAGGACCAUUCCUAUGUUUUUAGUAUCUAGUAUUUCACCUCCAGACCAUGAUGACCUGCAGCUUUUUUUUGUGAACGUUUGUUUUUGGACUAUUGUACAUACAAAACAAUAGUCGAUGCGAUUGUUAAAUACAUUUUUACAAUUUGGCAGAUUAAGAGUCUUAUUAUAAUUGUAGGUUUCAGCCUGACAUUUAACAGUCAACCUUUUAAUGUUUGAAUGGACAACUUUGUUUAAAGCAAUUCAUUAUCUGUGUUCAUACUCCAUUGAAAUGCAAGGUGGAGGAAAUAGUUGAUGUUGUGGUUUGAAGGCUGCAGUUUACAUGAUGAAGAAUAUAUUGCUUUAAGAUCUUUAA
Pseudoliparis swirei is the source of this 1303-nucleotide messenger RNA. RefSeq names its product ribonuclease P/MRP 38 subunit (gene rpp38). Gene Ontology annotation, biological process: tRNA 5'-leader removal. Bases 102 to 932 code for a protein of 276 amino acids. Gene Ontology annotation, cellular component: fibrillar center; nucleolar ribonuclease P complex; ribonuclease MRP complex. Gene Ontology annotation, molecular function: ribonuclease P RNA binding; ribonuclease P activity. The transcript is spliced from 2 exons. Lineage: Eukaryota; Metazoa; Chordata; Actinopteri; Perciformes; Liparidae. The record is from RefSeq and is a predicted model, not a curated record.